CCCACGCACCCUGCGAGGCUGGGGCCGGGGAGCAGGCAGAGUCCGUGCCCGGAGUCGGCGACGACGAGGAGGACUCGCACCCUCGGCGCCGCCGCCCGCGUCGGGCCGGGUCAUUAGCAAAAGAUGGUGGAUCGCCUGGCAAACAGUGAAGCAAAUACCAGACGCAUAAGUAUUGUGGAGAACUGUUUUGGAGCAGCCGGUCAGCCCUUGACCAUCCCUGGACGGGUGCUUAUUGGAGAAGGAGUAUUGACUAAGCUGUGCAGGAAGAAGCCUAAAGCGAGGCAGUUUUUCUUAUUUAAUGAUAUUCUUGUAUAUGGCAAUAUUGUUAUCCAGAAGAAAAAAUACAACAAACAACAUAUUAUUCCCUUGGAAAAUGUCACCAUUGAUUCCAUCAAAGAUGAAGGGGAAUUACGGAAUGGAUGGCUUAUUAAGACACCAACUAAGUCCUUUGCAGUUUAUGCUGCCACUGCCACGGAGAAGUCAGAGUGGAUGAACCACAUAAAUAAGUGUGUCACUGAUUUACUCUCCAAAAGUGGGAAGACGCCUAGCAAUGAGCACGCUGCUGUCUGGGUUCCUGACUCGGAGGCCACUGUGUGCAUGCGCUGUCAGAAAGCAAAAUUCACACCAGUGAAUCGGCGGCACCAUUGCCGCAAAUGUGGCUUUGUUGUUUGUGGUCCCUGCUCGGAAAAGAGAUUUCUUCUUCCCAGCCAGUCUUCUAAGCCUGUGAGGAUUUGUGACUUCUGCUAUGACCUGCUUUCCACUGGGGACAUGGCCACAUGUCAGCCGACUAGAUCAGACUCUUACAGUCAGUCGUUGAAGUCUCCUUUAAAUGACGCAUCUGAUGACGACGAUGACGAUGAUAGCAGUGACUAAGGACAUGCUGUGAAAUAUUUAAUUGACUGCCUGAGAAUCAGCUUUGGGGGACAUGGAAAAUUCCGGGCUCUCUCAGUUUUGCUCUAGCCAUGACUGCCUGAGAAGGUCUUACCCUCUGUGCCUCUCUGUAUCCUAUAGAAAGCAGCCUUGUGCUCUCUGCUCCUCUCUGCACUCUCACAGGGACACACCGUUGCAAAUACAUCCGAUAGGGUCUUGCCUUUCUACUCUCCGUAUUUCUAGAUUAUUUUCUUGUAAGUUGGAAAAGAUGUUUAUUUAACAGAUCUUGUAUUACAUUUUCCCCCUGAUACGGAAAAACUAAAAGCACAGAAUGAUGGGAACAAGAGUGUGAUGUGAUUGAGUCUGUGGCUUUUCCCCUAGCAUUCUGUGUAAUGGUUAAGACAUCAGUGACAGAACAUGGUAUGGAAAGUCUUUAUUUUCUCUUCUCAAUACCGAGUGGUGCCUUACUGUGGCAGCAUUGUCACUGAAAUAAACGCAAACCCUACCUUCUUCCUUCUGUGAUUGAUCUUCUGUGAUUGAUGUAAACACACUGGUGCUCUUACAGGUGGAGAAAGUCUGUUUGACGGAUGUAGUUAAGAAUAUUUAUUUGACAGCUAUGAGGAACUAAAUUUAGAGGUAUCUCCACUCUUAAAUGAAUACAUAUUUUUCAUAAAAUAGUUGUGAUUAUAUUUUUACAUCUUUUAGGCACCAAAUUAUAAUGGUCACAUAUAUGUUUAAAAUUAGCCAGUUGCCACUGUUCGGAAUUGGAUUUGAAAUUCACCACUACUAUAGCCACCACUAGCUUCUACUGUCCUAAGGUAGUUUUACAUAUAACUUUAUUUGCUUUACAUUAUUUCUAAAAGGAAAAAUCUGAGGAAACCCUUAUUUUCCACACAGGGUUUCUCUGUGUAGCUUUGCUUGUCCUGGAACUCGAUUUGUUGUCCAGGCUGGCCUUGAAUUCUCAGAAAUCCACCUACCGCCUGGCAAAAACGAAAAGUUUUAAGAAAAUUAUCAGUAGAAUAUGGAGUCUUACAGGUCUGGAAGAGAUCAGAGUUUGACUAGAUUCCCUGUCUGCAAGCACUGUCAAUUUUUUUUUUUGUGACAUUAUCUUGAUUUACAACGCGGUGUUUAUGAAGCCCCAAUUUUUAUUUUUAUAAAACAAUGGUAUGUUUAAUCUGUUUCUGAAAUCAUUCUGCAGUAUAUGGAAAUAGAGUAGCAGUUGAUAUUCUAAAUUUUGACCGUCAGUUAAGAUUGCUUUGAGAACUGGUAUUUUUUCUCCUUAUGUUUGGAGGCAGCCAUUAGGCAGUAGGCCCGCUCACCGCAUAGCACUGGACGUGCCAUGCACAUUCUGGCCGAUGGCAUACUACCAUAACUAGGGUUUCAAAUGUGGGAAUCCAGCAGGCUGAAAGUAGUUUUGUUUUUUUCUUCCCCAGAGUUCUUUUCAAACCCCACCCCCUUUUCAAAUUUUAAAACCCAUAGUUCUGCAGAUGUCCUGAAGUUUGAUUCAGUAACUUGUGAAUGGAAGAGUCCUUGGUAUCUCACUAUGUGGUUACAGUACUAAUUUUACUUUUCAGUUUUGAAAGUGUAUGAACUAUAUAUAUAGGUCUCCCAGUAGGAAAUGUGACUAAAAGCACAGUAGAACAUAGCUUGAGGGCUUUGUUCCUGCCUUUUGUUUUGGUUGGUCUUACUAUCAGAUGGGUUUGUGUUCCAUCUCAAAACAACAUAUACAUGUAGUCAGCAAGCAUGUUUGAAAGGACCAUGAAAAUCAGAGAAAUGCUGAUAGAAACUUGGAAGUUCAGGAACCAAGGGGAAAUAUCCUGAGAUAACAUUUGCAUUGUUGACCUCUGUUGACUGUUUAUACAAUAAAAAUAUUUUGCAGCUUA
Molecule: messenger RNA, 2753 nt
Organism: Grammomys surdaster
Lineage: Eukaryota; Metazoa; Chordata; Mammalia; Rodentia; Muridae
Gene: Plekhf2
Product: pleckstrin homology and FYVE domain containing 2
Exons: 2
Coding region: 124-873 (249 amino acids)
Molecular function (GO): phosphatidylinositol binding; metal ion binding
Source: RefSeq, a predicted model, not a curated record